AUGAAGGACUUUUUUGCCACAUGUGGGGACCUCGACAAUUGUUUCCUCCUUGGCGACUUCAACGCCCAUCAUAAGUGCCCCGACGUCGUAACCAAGAUGUGCCCCUUUCGCACAGGUGAACACACCGUCGGCCACUUGUUCUACGCAUGCCCAGACUUGCAAGAGGAAAGAUCGCAGCUCCCUCUCAAGGACUUCAGGGGCGGCAAGCGAACCCGCAAUGGCAUGUGUACCCUGGAGGGCCUGCUUACUGAGGGUGCCGCCCAAGCCUCCCGCUGGGCCAUCAACCAUUUCGGCAUCCAGCAGUUCACGUGGACUUUGAACCAUGCCGACUUUGCAUCGUUCAAGGAUAUGGUGUAUGCUCAUCAGGGGGGUUUCUGA
This is a messenger RNA of Colletotrichum scovillei, 378 nucleotides long. RefSeq lists its product as uncharacterized. NCBI's taxonomy places the organism in Eukaryota, Fungi, Ascomycota, Sordariomycetes, Glomerellales, Glomerellaceae. The record is from RefSeq and is a predicted model, not a curated record. The transcript is spliced from 2 exons. Bases 1 to 378 code for a protein of 125 amino acids.